GUUUACAAACAAAUGUUUGGGGAUAGAUGGCAUAAACAAAGUGUGCCAGUGAAAACAUUUGAGCUUGGAUGCGCAUUCAGUCAUAAAGCCGAUAUGUGAAAGGACAGAGAAGUCUCACAAAACCACACGGAGUAAUGCGCUGCGAUCGGCGUCCUGUCACCGGAAUGAAAUCGAAACGCUAUGAACAUUAACUACUGUAGGAUUAUUACGUGCACUCCGGACGCACAUGCUAUAGCUCAUUAUAACCCGACAAGAGCAAGUUCAUCAACAUGCUUUUCAAUUCUCCUGUGGGUUAACCGAGACCGGAGAAGAGGAGGGAGAUUUUUCACGAGAUGAGUGGGGAUUUCUCUCAGAUUUACCUCAGUAUAACGCAUUUCGAUUCGGAUUAAAUGAUUUCUUCACUUGUUUUUUAUACGCAUCCUCUUGACGCUCACGUACUGGGACAAGUGUGGCCAUGAGAACAACAUCAUGGCUGACAAUCUGCACAUUUGGUACAGAACAGCAUCCUAGCCCCCAACGUGUGGAAAUCAAAACAAAAGCCUAAAAACUGCCAACCGGAGGAAUACCACGCCAUUUUUGUAUCUUUCCCUUUGGUGCUUGCAAACAAAUGCUACAUUAUUUAUAUCAUGGGAUGCAUGAAGUCCAAGCGCAGCGAGCCUGCUCAGAACUCCAGCUCAUCGGAGAAAGCGGAUGGCGGGCAGGGAAAGCAAGGAGAGAAAGCGGUUCUUGUUUUCUCAGAGAUUGGGUCCGAAGAGGACCCGGCACGGGUCAAUCCGGUUCUGCUGGACUAUGCCCAGAGGCUUUCGGAGGAAAUUGUAGCACGAGCGGUACAGCAAUGGGCGGAGGAGGACAGCCGGUACAGUGACAUUCCCUACAUUGAGUGCGAUGUGCCAUGAAGGAGAAAAAGUCUGGAACGGUCCAGCUCACAACUGUUCGUACUGUAUAGAAAGUCAUUCAGUUGGAUGAUGCUUGGUGUUUAAAUUGCACUCAAAAAAUGUUCAUAUUUUUUUAUUUCUCAAAAUCUAUCUGACAAUCUAUAGCAAAUUUAUGGGCCUGUUUGAGGAAUCAGGUUCUUGUAGCGAAAGUCUACAUUUGUGUCUUGUUUACGCUUUAUUGGUGAGCCAUCGCAAAUAUCCAAAAGCCAAAAUGUAUUCAUCCCAUGCAUUUCUGUUCUUUUGCCUCUACUUUAUGGUUUGUGAGGGUCGACACCCUGAUCCAUUUCUUCAUCUAUCUGCUGAUCUUAGAGAGCCGCCUCUCAGGGGUCACGGUUUCCCUUUAGGUGUCGGCUGCCAGGGAUCAAUAAGCGUACAUUACUUCACCAGUAACCUUUAUUGACGUGACAGCUCCUAUAGUUCAAACUCAACCACCUCACGGUCAUUACGAUCAGGCAUUAUUAACUAAACUCAAAUCGCCCUGCAUAGGGGUUUCAAAAAAAUCGAUUCGGGGCGAAAGAAUAAGAGGACUUUUUUUGUGUAUUGUGCCAUUACAUAAUCUUUUGAUCAUAUAUGCAAUUCUUAAUGGCCAAGAAGCAUUAACAUAAAGUAACGUUGUACUACAAAGAUUGCUGAACUUGCCAUUAAAAGAUGAACAAAACUUAGACGGGACCAAACAUAAUACGAGCACAAUUACAUUUCCGAUUUUGGUAAUAUCUUUAUGGCCUUUCUAAGUCUUGUUUUAUAUUUUAAGGAUGCCAGAUUCCCUUUAAUAAUUUUGUGAGUUUUGGUAUUAAAAGUUCAUCAAUUUUCUUCAUAAAGCGAUUUGAUUACUAUUAUUAGGGAUGCACCGAUAUAAUCGGUAUCGGCAGAUAAAAGCAAUUUUGCCAACUAUCAGAUAUCGGCUGAUUUGUGCACAACUAGAGUCAUCGUCUUUAAAAUGACCUCAGUAUCUCAAAUAACAUAAACAGGAAUGUGGACUCGUGCCCAAUGCUUUCCAUAUCUUAUCUCUAAGCCUUGUAAAAGAAGAGGUUUAGGGAUGAACCACAUGGUCAGAUGAACAAAGUGCAAUUUUACAGCAAGUUUUAUGCAUUGUCUUCUGCUCUCACUAACUCUGAAUGAUCCCAGUUGAAUUGCUUACAGUAACUUGUGUUAAACAAUGACAUCUAAUAAAAUAAAAGUGCUUCGACAACAAUAUAAACUCACUGCAGACAUACUACAUUGUAUCAGCUUGCAGUCUUACACUGAUAUUGAUUUAUCAUUGGUCCCAUAAUCGUUUAAUGAGGGGCUGAUGACACUGACCAAAGUUAUUGUUGUUUCAGUCUGUGUUUCAUCUGUAAUCUCUGUUCUGUAACUUUAAGGGGAAAAACGACUACGCCAAUAAAUGAAACCAUUGCCUUUCUCGA
Molecule: messenger RNA, 2338 nt
Organism: Paramisgurnus dabryanus
Lineage: Eukaryota; Metazoa; Chordata; Actinopteri; Cypriniformes; Cobitidae
Gene: akap19
Product: chromosome 15 C2orf88 homolog
Molecular function (GO): protein kinase A regulatory subunit binding
Source: RefSeq, a predicted model, not a curated record